UGACUGUUUUGGUCUUCUACUCUUUGUAGAGAGGAAUUUUCGUUUCUUCUCUCUACCCUCUCUCUUUCCUAUAUAACCAGACCAGAAACUGAAAAAGAGCUGAUUUCGGGAGUCCUCCAACGUUCGAUUAACUAAAGCUACAGUUAGUUAAUCACAAUUUUCUUUCGUUGCAAAAACCCUCCCUUUUUUUCUUCUGUUUCGAUUUUAUUUUCCCUUUUAUUCCUCCGUCUCUUUCCGAUUGAAAAGCUUGAAAUCCACCGUUUCACACGUGCUUACCUCUUUCUCUUCUUGGGUUUUGGUGAAAUUUAAUUCUCAAAAAAAUCUGGGUAAGUCAAUUCGGGUUCUUGCAAAUCUUUCUCAUUUCCUUUUUGGGUAAUUCUCAGAUCUCGAUUUCAGCACCUGGGUCGCCCUGAAUUUCGAUCGAAUCCCUUGUUUUCCGCUCCGAAUUCCUCGCAAUGUCGCAACAACAAGAACAAGGGUACGCCAUCGAGCUCUACUUCGAUCCCGCCCUAGAAAACCAGGUCCUGAAAUCUUGGAACGUGUUGGCCCGCCGCCAAAUCAGCACCCAGCUCAUCGAAAUCGAAUCCCGCCCACACAUAACCCUCUUCUCGACCCCUUCGAUCGACCCCGGAAAGCUCGAGAAUCUUCUCAGAACCUUCGCCUCCAGGCAAGAAUCUUUACCCCUCUCUUUCUCCUCCAUCGGCUCCCUCUCCAACGACAACAAUGUCCUCUUCCUCGCCCCGACGCCGUCAAUGUCGCUGCUCCAAUUCCACUCCCAAUUGUGCGACGCCUUGAGGAAGGAAGGCGUCGAAAUCGGAGACGAUUACCGCCCCGAUUCGUGGGUCCCUUAUUGCGCCGUCGCUCAGGAAGUGCCCAAGUCUCGCAUGGCGGAGGCUUUUUGCGUUUUGAGAGACUUGAAGUUGCCGGUUGCUGGGUACGCCAUGGAUAUUGGGUUGGUCGAGUUUUCGCCGGUUCGAGAACUCUUCUCUUUUGUGCUCGGUAACACUGUAGAAGCUUGAGCUUGUUACGUGGCCAAAAAUCUUAUUAGAAAUUUGUUUCUUUUGUUAUGCCCUGCCUUUACUUUGUUUCUGUAAUUACUAUUGAUGGUGCUAUUUUUAGCAUAGUAACAUAAUAUUAUUUGCAUUUCAUGUCUAAAACAUGAUUCUUUUUCCCGUC
Molecule: messenger RNA, 1176 nt
Organism: Morus notabilis
Lineage: Eukaryota; Viridiplantae; Streptophyta; Magnoliopsida; Rosales; Moraceae
Exons: 1
Coding region: 456-1019 (187 amino acids)
Source: RefSeq, a predicted model, not a curated record